Molecule: messenger RNA, 2296 nt
Organism: Scomber japonicus (chub mackerel)
Lineage: Eukaryota; Metazoa; Chordata; Actinopteri; Scombriformes; Scombridae
Gene: gckr
Product: glucokinase (hexokinase 4) regulator
Exons: 19
Coding region: 35-1837 (600 amino acids)
Biological process (GO): negative regulation of glucokinase activity; glucose homeostasis; response to fructose
Cellular component (GO): mitochondrion; cytosol; nucleoplasm
Molecular function (GO): carbohydrate binding; enzyme inhibitor activity; fructose-6-phosphate binding
Source: RefSeq, a predicted model, not a curated record
UUGUUUUUGGCAGGAAAGGACAGACUCAGAGGCAAUGGCGGGAUCAGACUGGACCUGUAGUGUCUCCACAAUGCGUGAAUGGGAGUCCCCAGAUUACGAGCCGUCGCUUCCUGUUUCAGAGAAGUCAAACCCUCUGACGCGUGACAUUGACAGAGCCUCGCCCAAUCACAUCGUGAGGAUGUUGCAGGCCUGUGACAGCCAGAUGUUUCAGGAAGAGGAGGGAACUACUUAUCAGAGGCUUUUAAGUGACAACGUGGUGAUGACGAUGAUGGAGGUCGCUGAGAGAGUGGAGCUCAUUCUGAAGGAUCCUCAGGACAGCCUUGUUGUACUGAGUGGAUGUGGGACUUCUGGUCGACUGGCUUUCCUUAUCGCGUCAACUUUCAACAGAGCACUGAGGCAGUUGAAGCAGAGUUCAGUCUAUUCAUACACCAUUGCAGGAGGAGACAGAGCUCUGCUUUCCUCCCAAGAGGCUCCUGAAGAUGACCCCACACUAGGCAUGCUCAGUCUGAAGAAGGUCUGUGAAGGGAAGAAGCAGGUCUUGUUUAUUGGCAUUUCCUGUGGAUUAUCUGCUCCAUUUGUAGCAGGUCAGCUUGACCUCUGCCUGCAGCACCCUGAGGUCUACACUCCUGUACUGAUUGGCUUCAACCCUGCACAUCAGGCCAGGGAUGAGCCCAUAGCGGAUUGCACAUUCACUUUUCACAAUGUGGUAGAAAGGAUGCUGGAGCUUUCCAAAAGUCAGAUGGCCUUUCUCAUCAACCCAUCAGUUGGACCAGAAGCCAUCAGUGGCUCCUCCAGGAUGAAAGGAGGCAGCGCCACAAAGAUUCUCCUGGAGGUCAUCAUGUCCGUUGCUCAUGCUGCUGCCUUCUCAAACACACCCAUCACAUCCAAGGGCAUCCUGCAGCACUUGAAAGCAUAUGAAAAGACUCUGGAUAUCACAUACUCUCAGACUGAGGGGAUAAGUGGUCUGGUGGAGGCAGCUGGAAAGAGUUUACGCUGCGGUAGGUGUGUGUGUUACCUGGGCUGGGGCUCUCCGGCUGUGCUGGGCCUCAUUGACGCCAGUGAGUGUAAUCCCACGUUUGGAGCAGCCUUCGAAGAUAUUCGAGGUUUCGUGAAUGGAGGGUACAGAGAGCUGAACAACAAUGAAGGCCCACUUAAUUCACUGGGUCCUGAGUUUUGCAUAGCACAUGAGGAUUUUGUGCACCAAGUCCUGCCCUCUCUCAAUGACCAGGACACAGUUCUACUCAUCUACACACACUCAGAUAAUGUCAGUGAAGUGAUGAAGAUGGCACGCAGAGUGAGAGAGAAGACAUCCAACCUCCACGCGGUCUAUCAUCAAAUUGAUGGAGACACUGCUACUGCUUUACAAGAGGACAUCAAUAAAUUGUGUUUAUCCACACUAAAAGUCUCUUGGCCGUCAUCUGCUUCAGCGAGCUCACUACACAUGCAGUUGGAGCUGUCCACUAAGCUGGUGCUGAAUGCCGUGAGCACUGGCGCUCAUGUCUUAAAGGGGAAGAUUUACCAGAACUACAUGAUCGACAUGCAGGUCACCAACAGCAAACUGUACCGCAGAGCCACACGUUUACUCCAGAAACUCUCUGGUUGUCCCGAGGCCCAGUGUGAGGAGGCGCUUCUGAAGGCCCUCUACAGAGUGGACAAGUUGACUGCUGACAUUACAUCCUCUGACAUGACUGCACACAUACUCACUGCUAGAAACACAACUAAGGUGGUCCCUCUGGCUUUGGUCUGUUUGCUGACUGGUUGCUCUCUCGGGGAGGCAAAGUCUCAUUUGGAGCAGCAGCCAAUCGUGAGGGAGGCUGUGGAGGCUUUCCUCUCAUAACUUGCAAGGCCUGACAUCAUCAUCAGAAAGAGAUUGAAACAGGCAAAGUCUGAACACACAUGCAGUACAUUAAUAUAUUAAAUUGAACCCCUGUUUCCUGUCCAAUGAUAGCUCAGAGUUAUGUGGGACUCAGAUACAGAGAAAUCUAACUAUCUUUAGUCGAAGUGUAACUAAUCCUAACCCUAACCCAGUUGAGUCACAGGUAAACAAAGUCUGCCAUUACUGGCUCUUGCUUUGAUUAUGAGGUAAGGCGUAUUACAAGCCAAAAGGUGAACUCACACACAAACAACAUCAUGGCAUUAAGUAGCAGACUUAUCACCUCAACACUAGAAAACCUUAUCAGAAUAACCUGCGUAUUAUACUCUCAGUCUGUAGUGUAGAUGGAAGAUGUUAGAAUAUAGUGUGUGUAAUAAAAUCGGGAAAAUACUGUUUUAAAAAAUGUAAUACACUUUUUUUGGA